AUGGCCCCGAUCCCAAGGGCCGAUUUGGAUGGGGACAAUCCUUCUUCGGAUAUUGGUGACAGCCAGGACUCCCCGCUACGUCGUCAAUUUUCUGAACCCUUCCGUCCCCAAUCUACUUCCACCCAAAUCUCUCAGUCCCCGGAGCCCAUGCCUCGACGGCUCAAGUGUGACUGGUGUGGGAAGCUUUUGAUGCUCCCAAAUGACGCAGACAUCUCCGAAGAAGAUGUUCUGAAUGAUCAUAUCAACGAAGUUCACCCGAAAUCUAUCAGUUUUUCUGGGUAUGAUGGUGCCGACGAUGGCGCUGAAGAUCUGGCUGAAGACCUCGCUGAAGACCUCGCCGAAGAUCUCGCCGAAGAUGGCGCUGAUGACACUUACGACGAGAAUGGCGAUCUCCAAGAUGAUGACGCCGUUGAACAAGACGAGUCCAUAUCCCAAUCUGCCAAGCCCGAAGAUGGCGAGGCCCAGGACGAAGAAGGCGAAGAGAUCGCAGUGGAAAUGACCACUGACGAUAGCAAUGGCACCCAGCAAACUGCAACCAAAGUCAAUGUCAGCCAGAUGCCCGAAACGAAACGCGACCUGUUGGACUGGCUUUCCAACCCGCGUACUGGAUAUCCCGAGGAGUACCGCCUCCGCGAGGCCCAGUGGCGACGACCAGAUGUGAAAAAGCGACUCGAUCGCUUCUGGAAAGUCCAUGAUGCCAACAAAUUCUCCCCCAACUACGACCAGGAAGCCGCCAAGUGUGAAUCUACUUGGGACAAUGCUUUCCAUGACCCUUCUAAACCCAGGAAGCGUGAUGCUCCUGAACCAGCUCCUCACCCUGUUCCAUACAAGAAGGCCAAAGUUGAAAAAGGUCAAUUCCUCGAAGUACAGACUCAUGAACUCGACGAACUUGUCACCAUGCUCCGCAAUCCCGAAAAAUACACACCCGAAGAACUUUACGCACUCACACAGACCGCUGCCUUUGCUUUGAAGGCAUUUCAAGAUGAAUACCUGGCCCUUGACGACCUUUACCUCAAGGCGCAUCGACACAAGCGAGAUGAACCCUCAUAUCAAACAAAGCGACAUCAAAUCCAGGGUCACAAGAAAAAGGGUGGAGCCCCUCUGGCUCAUGUCAAUGAGGACAAGCUUGACUUCGAGGAAAAGAAAGAGGCAAUGCUCUAUGGUUACAAACACAAUUAUUUCCCGGGCAACACACCACUUGUGCCCAUCCGCACACAGCAGGAUCCAUUUGUGCAGGGAGGAUUUGUCCCAACUCCCGCGCAAGCCAGAAAGAUGAUUGCUAAGAGCAAGGAGACUGGUGAUCUUAACCCUGAUGGGUGGGCAACCAUGAAGAAACAUGGCCUUGAAUAUCACCCUCAGAUUUAUGAACCUCGACGCGAGCCACUUGUUCCGAAAGUCACUCGGAAACGUAAGGCUGCAGAGGUUGAGGCACCAACCAAAACGACCGAUACAGAAGAAACUCAAAAUGAGAGUGCGGAUGGUGAUGAAACUGAUGAAGAUAACCACCCCGCAAAGCGGCGCACCCGAGGCCGCGGCGGCAAAACUGUCGUUGCCGAAUCUACUCACUCUGACUCAAACUCUCGCAGAGGCUCUGGCCGGGGCCGUGGCCGCGGACGCGGCCGUGGGCUUGGUCGCCUUGGUUCCUCUCGGGCUACUUUCGAAGUCACCCCUGCCCCAACUCAGCCCGCAUCUCGGGGCCGGGGUCGACGUGGCGCUAGCAGCCUGGCCUCCUCAUCAAUCCCUCCAGCAGAGACCUCCUUCCCGGCCGUCGAACCGAUGGCUACCGAAAGCCCUGUCGAAUCCACCCCGACAUCGGCCAAGAAGGAGGCUCUCUCUGCUGAGGCGAUUGAGGAGGCCAGGCGGCAGAAGAUCGCCAAUUCGAAGAACCCCAAGAGGACCAAGGCGAUGCUCGAUCACUGGGACCGGUUCAACCGGGAAGGACGGAUUCGCAACCCAAAGCGAUCCAAGGCCCAAAUCGAGCAGGACCGGACCGUCGACGGCGCCGCCGACGAGGUCCCCAAGCCCACUGGCCCCGGCCGCCGCAAGCGGUCGCCCUCGCUGGCACCACUUGCUGGCAACCUCGCCCCUAAGGGGCCCACCGGCCUGCCCUCAAUGGCAAGCGUACAGGCGCAGCAGCAGCAGCCCAUGCCUCCCACCCUUCCCCCGAUGGGGGUGGUGCCUCACUACGGCCCCGGCCCAGUGAACCCUUUCGCUGCUGCUGCUGCGCCUAUGGCGCAACUGGGGCAACCCAUGCCGCCCCAGUACGCCCCAUUCCCGUACGUCCAGUACCACGGGAUGGGUCCCCUCCCGGGUCAUAACCCGCGGGACCCACGCCAUUGA
This is a messenger RNA of Penicillium samsonianum, 2340 nucleotides long. RefSeq lists its product as uncharacterized. Lineage: Eukaryota; Fungi; Ascomycota; Eurotiomycetes; Eurotiales; Aspergillaceae. The transcript has a single exon. The record is from RefSeq and is a predicted model, not a curated record. Bases 1 to 2340 code for a protein of 779 amino acids.